AUGCCCUCCAACAACAAACGAAAGAAGAAACCUGCCUCUAAUCCCGCUAGGGGCUUCGCGACUGUUUCUGUACCCUCGAAACCAAAGUCGGUGGACUCAACGACCCCUGCAUCGACCGUUGAUUCCCGAUCAGUCACUGAGAGUGACCGGCCAACACCGGCAGAACCGAGCCAGCCACCUUCGGAGAAGCGAGAGCCUUCCUCCCUACAGAACUACUCGCCGGAGGAACUUGAGAAACAUUUGGAGAACGCAGAGUUGCAGCUGCUGGUUGAAAAGCUUGCUGCCAAAUGCAAGAACGAUGCCGCCCGCCAAGUCACAAAGCUCGAAACCGAGCGGAGGGUCUUGCGGCAACAGGCUGUAUCUCUGAAUCUCUUGGAGUGGCUUCCUAAAGAAGUGCAGGAAUUAAUUCUCAGCCUUGCCGAAGCGGAAGAACGCGAAAUCAGCCCUCCGUCUAGCUUGAAGAAGUCGAGCUCUGAGGAAGAGUUGUACAUGAGACUUUGGACAUUGCGGGAGACGCUCAUGAAACUUGGGUUCCCCGAAGUGAAAGUUGAGGAGGCGUUGAAACAUGUGCUGCUUUACUUGCCCGGUACAUCUACAAGUUCUAAUAGAGACGUGGUCCCGAACCUGGAUGAGUCUUUGGACUGGCUUGCCAUGCACUGCCUUCCCGCGGAACUACCAUCUUAUACACAGUCGAGCGCUCAAACACGCAAUGAGUCGGAACGACUCAUUUCUUUUAUCUCUGAGAGUCAGCCGACGGAAUCCUCGCCGUCAAAGGCAACGAAUGUUGACAACAAGCCGAAGAAGACGAGGAAUGUAAAGAUGAUCACUCCUGUCGCCUUAAGUCCCUACGACUCUGAUAGCUCUCUGGACCCUGACACGUUGCUUCCAAAAUUCCUGGAAUUGCAGACGAAGCUGUACGACCUGCGACCAGAAUUGUUCGAUCAGCCAAAGAAGGGCAAAAAAUCUGGUCAUGAGCAGGCAAAUGUCACCACAGAGGAUCCCCAAGUUGCGAGACUCCAGCGUAAACUUGCAAGCAUUGAGAAUGACGUGUUGUUUGACCGCGAUGAGGCCGAGUACCGGUGGAGGGAGAAGCUUGAUGACCUGAGGAGGGAAGCAGCAUUUUCCAGACGUGUUGCUCGCGACGAAGGAAAUGGUGCGCCUGUGGAACCCGAGGUCAGGAAGCCGGAUGAGACUGAGGCUGAGAAUGGCGCCGGGUUCAUGGACGACAACGGAGAUACAGCAGAUCUUCUUGGAGAUAUGUUCGACACUGAGGAGCCAAUCUUGGAGACUGGUAUUAUUACAGAAGAGCUCAAGAAAGCCUCCGUCACGAUGCGUGACUUCGGUAAAUGGACCGGGCUUAGUCCUCGACGGGUCCUGGAAGAGACGUGCAAGUCCAGGGAUACCGGAUGUACGAUUACUUAUAAAGACUUCUCACCCUCAUCACAUACGAAUCGAAAGGCCGUUGAAGUCAGGUGGUCGAAACCUCAAGACGUGCCUUUUCCCUUGGAAGUGGAUAUGGUCACACAUAAAUCGAACUCUUACACGACAUUUGUAUCAAUGGAGUCCGUAGCUACAUCCACCUCUCAACAGGCAGAGGCUUUCGUGUCUACGAUAGCUCUUUUCAUUCUAUUCCCGCAAAACUCGAAAGAAGGAAAAGCCUAUCUGCGACUGCCGGCCGUCUGGCGGGAUCUGUGGACUGAGUUGGCAGACGUCAAAAAGCUUCAGGAGGAGGAAGGUGACAAAAAGGUUGUCAAGGGCCUUAGGACGCUGAUUCAAGAGAACCAAGGUACCUUUGAAGACGAUGUUGUAUUGUCGGAUAAUUUCCGGCGGAGGAAUGGCGCAGCUGGCAAAGCAGAGUCGUCCGGGAGGGUCGGCUCCAGAGUCCAGGUGUCUGAUGAACAGCUGAAGAGAAUAUGGGCGGAGAAAUCCUCCACACCAUCCUUCCAACACAUGGUUCAGGGACGGAUGAACCUGCCGAUCUGGGAGUUCAAGGACGAAAUUCUCAACACGCUCGACACGCAUCGUGCCCUUAUUAUCUGCAGUGAGACAGGAAGUGGAAAAAGCACGCAGAUACCUUCGUUCAUCCUUGAGCAUGAAUUGAAACAAGGUCGUCCUUGCAAGAUCUAUGUGACGGAGCCUAGGAGGAUCUCUGCUAUAUCCCUGGCGCGCAGAGUCAGUGAGGAGCUUGGGGAGAGUAAGGCAGACGUUGGGACGGCCCGGUCUCUGAUUGGUUUUGCUGUUAGGCUGGAAAGCAAAGUUAGCCAAUCCACGAGACUGGUAUUUGCUACAACCGGAGUGGUAGUACGGAUGUUGGAGCGUCCCGACGACUUCCAGGACAUUACUCAUGUUGUUCUUGACGAGGUUCAUGAACGGUCCAUUGACAGCGAUUUUCUUCUGAUUGUGCUUCGGCGACUAAUGCAGAAACGGCCAGACUUGAAGUUGAUACUGAUGUCCGCUACUCUCGAGGCUCAACGUUUCUCUUCAUACCUCGGUGGCGUUCCUGUGCUGAAUAUACCUGGACGGACCUUCCCUGUCGAGAUGAAGUUCUUGGAGGAUGCGAUCGAGCUGACCAACUACCGCCUACUGGAAAACGAGGCGAACACUGUGAUUGAUGAAGAUGUGGACGAUACGCCGUCGGACAACGGGGAAGGCGAUACCGCUGGCGGCCUGCUAGCCAGUCUUGAAGGAUAUUCCAAGCAAACUCGCGAAACAGUACUCAGUUUCGACGAGUACCGCCUCGACUACCAGCUCAUCAAAAAUUUGCUAGUGAAACUCGCGUCGGCACCGGAGAUGGCACCCUACAGUAGAGCCAUCCUGGUGUUCAUGCCUGGCAUGGCGGAAAUUCGUCGUCUGAAUGAUGAGAUUCUCUCAGAUCCAAUUUUCCAGACAGGCUGGAUCGUACAUGCACUUCACUCUUCCAUUGCCAGCGAAGACCAGGAAAAGGCGUUUGUUGUGCCUCCCGAGGGCAUGAGAAAAAUUGUCAUUGCCACAAACAUUGCAGAAACAGGUAUCACCAUCCCGGAUAUCACAGCAGUCAUCGACGCUGGCAAGGAAAAGACGAUGCGGUUUGACGAAAGACGACAACUUUCAAGGCUCGUGGAGGCCUUUAUCUCGCGUGCCAAUGCAAAGCAACGCCGAGGAAGAGCUGGACGAGUGCAGAGCGGUAUCUGUUUCCACUUGUUCACCAAGCAUCGACAUGAUAAACUGCUCGCAGAGCAGCAGACGCCGGAGAUGCUUCGGCUAUCCUUGCAAGAUCUUGUACUGCGUGUCAAGAUCUGUAAACUCGGCGAAGUGGAGCAGACUCUCCUCGAAGGAUUGGAUCCACCAUCGUCCAAGAACAUACGCCGUGCGAUUGACUCGCUGAAAGAAGUCAAAGCUCUCACCAACUCGGAGAGCUUGACACCUCUGGGCAUGCAACUUGCCAAAUUGCCCCUGGAUGUCUUCCUCGGAAAGUUGAUCAUCCACGGCGUGUUCUUCAAGUGCCUAGACGCUUGCAUUAGCAUUGCCGCCAUUCUCUCAUCCAAAUCGCCGUUUGUCAAUACUAUGGGAUCCAACAACCAGAAAGAUCUUGCGAGGCUAUCAUUCAAGAAGGGCGAUUCCGACCUCCUGACUGUGUACAAUGCGUACUGCGCCUGGAGGCGCACGAGAAGUACGCCGGGGGCCAACGAGUAUGCCUUUUGCCGGAAGAACUUUCUCAGUUCGCAGACGCUUUUGAACAUCGAAGACAUCAAGAUGCAGCUCAUAGUCUCCCUUGCAGAUGCAGGGCUUCUCACUCUGGAUCCGACCCAAAAGACUAUGCUGAACAGAGCCCGAUCCGGCGGCCGCCAACGGCAAUUCUUCACCAUCCCCGAGGACUACGACACAAACAGCAGCAACGACGUCGUCGUCAACUCGGUCAUCGCCUGGAGCUUCUACCCGAAACUACUCACCCGCGAAGGCAAAGGCUGGCGCAACGUCGCCAACAACCAAUCCGUCACUCUGCACCCAACCUCCGUCAACAAGCACGCCGACGCCUCCCUGAAAUGGCUCUCCUACUACCACAUCAUGCAGGCCCGCAACAGGAACUACAACGCCUUUGAGACAAACGCCGUCGACGACUUUGCCAUUGCGCUGCUGUGCGGAGAGGCCGAGUUCAAGAUGUACUCUGGGAUUGUCUCCAUCGACGCAAACCGCAUCCGCUUCGCGGUCCGCGACUGGAAGGCCAUGCUCGCGCUGAAGAUCCUCAGUGCGCGGAUCCGGGAGAUCCUGGCGGGCACGGUCCGCGACCCGCAGAAGGUGCUGUCGUAUAAACAGCAGCAAUGGGUCGGGAUCUGGCAGCAGAUUUUCUCCCAGGCGGGGAAACGGAUGGCUGAGAAGCGGUAA
Molecule: messenger RNA, 4362 nt
Organism: Aspergillus fischeri NRRL 181
Lineage: Eukaryota; Fungi; Ascomycota; Eurotiomycetes; Eurotiales; Aspergillaceae
Product: putative ATP dependent RNA helicase
Exons: 10
Coding region: 1-4362 (1453 amino acids)
Cellular component (GO): intracellular anatomical structure
Molecular function (GO): ATP binding; RNA binding
Source: RefSeq, a predicted model, not a curated record